Arxiozyma heterogenica is the source of this 549-nucleotide messenger RNA. It is a transcript of the gene NDL1, whose product is annotated as Ndl1p. Bases 1 to 549 code for a protein of 182 amino acids. The transcript has a single exon. NCBI's taxonomy places the organism in Eukaryota, Fungi, Ascomycota, Saccharomycetes, Saccharomycetales, Saccharomycetaceae. The record is from RefSeq and is a predicted model, not a curated record.
AUGAUUAACAUAGAUAAUAUUGAUCUGCCCAGGGCAAUUAAACUAAUAAAAACUCUGGAAAAGCAACUAGAGGAAGUUAAUGUAGUGAGUAAAGAGUAUGAAAAUGAAAUGGAAAAUGUUUUAAAAACAUUACAGACUGAACUAAGUAAAUUGCAAGAAAUUAAUAAAGAAUAUCAAAUAAACAAGAGAAAUUUGGAAAUACGAGUAGAAGAGUUAGAAACCGAAAAUGCCUGCUUAAUACACAAGACAAAAACUUUAACCAAAAACAACGAUAAAUUACUAGAGGAAAACAUAUUGUUAGAACAUGAAGUCUGUGAUUUACGGAAGUAUAUUGAUUCUAACCCUCUCCAUAGUAUAUACAGUGACAAGUCUUCUAAGUCUUCCAUAUACUCAAGAAAUUCGUUAACAGUAUCUACUAAUGGCUCUUCUUUGAUAGUAAAACCGCUAUGUAAAAACUCUUAUGGUAAUGAGAUGGGACCUACACCCACAAUUAAGGAAUCACAUUCAAUAGUUAUGGCUACUACCAUACCCAUGUCAUUAUCCACUUAA